This is a messenger RNA of Galendromus occidentalis (western predatory mite), 1115 nucleotides long. RefSeq lists its product as uncharacterized. The transcript has 5 exons. The coding region runs from base 91 to 1092 and encodes 333 amino acids. NCBI's taxonomy places the organism in Eukaryota, Metazoa, Arthropoda, Arachnida, Mesostigmata, Phytoseiidae. Gene Ontology annotation, molecular function: protein binding. The record is from RefSeq and is a predicted model, not a curated record.
UAAUGCGCUGAUCUCUCUGGCAAGACUUCGCGGUAGCGUUCAGAUCAUCAGGUUUCAAGAGUGUUCCAAGCGCAAACUUGAGAGGGAAGCAUGGCCAUGCAAGUCCCCAUAUCCUUCACCGUGAUGGAGAUUGUGCCGACCGCGGAAAAUAAUUCUUUCCGGAGGAAGCCGCUCCGAGCUGUGCCUGGAGAGAAAAUUUCCCAUCUGAGAGCGAUGAGCGCGGAGAGUUUCAACAAGCAGUCGAGUGACAUCCAGCUGGUCCUGUUCGGAAAAAUCCUCGAGGACGCAUGGACUUUCGAAGCUGCUGGAAUCAGGGAAGGAUCUACCGUGCUGGUUUACCCUAAGGUGUCAUCGCCACGGAGAGCACCACAGAACAAAUACGAGAUCCAGAAGAAAAUUUAUAAGGGUAUCACCAAACUGUAUAAAAUGAAAUACCUCAAUAUCCUAGCCAGGAGCGAGUUUUUGGAGAAGAUAUACUUCGAAAUGCCGGAGGUAGAUACUUCAACCAUCGCGCUGCUGCAGACCUCGCAGCUUUUCGUCAAAUGGCUGCGGCCGAAGUACUGCAAGGAGCUCGAUGUACUCGCUGAGAAGCAUCCUCUGCUCGGGGACGUCUUGAUGAAAGCCAUCGAUUGGGCUCCAGAUUUGCUCAAAGUCAUCCCGCCGGAGUCUCCGAACGUGUUCUCGAUGGAGGCGCCCAGCGACGAGUCAGAUGAUGAGUCGUUGGACGGAGCUUCCCGUGCGCCCGGGGAUCGGCAUCCACAUGGCGCAGAUCUCACGCAAUCGACAGAGACCGCGACGGACAGCGUCUCGAACGUCUCAAACUCCCGGAGCAAUUUGCAACCCGGGCCUUCUGUAGAGUCCCAGCCAGGUCCUUCACGUGUUCGGAGAGAGAGGGGAGUUACGGGUCCGAUGCUGCAGGCUGCGCUUCAAGCGGCCUAUAGCUCCCAAACGGAGGUGGCUUCACAGACUUUCGCUUGGCAGCUCAUCGCCAUGCGAGAAAUGGGUUUCUCGGACGAGAAAGCCUGCAUCGGCGCACUAGUCAAGAGCGGAGGAGACCUUGAUAUGGCUGUCAGUUUGCUGUUUCAAGAUUGAUCUCGUAUUUCUAGGAUGCUCGA